Molecule: messenger RNA, 389 nt
Organism: Amoebophrya sp. A25
Lineage: Eukaryota; Dinophyceae; Syndiniales; Amoebophryaceae
Source: the annotation of a GenBank genome assembly
UGAUAGAGGGGCUAACUUGCCCCGCCAGCCUGCUGCCGGUUUGCGAACUGGAUGAAGGUCGGGGGAUUCUUUCAAUCUCCCUGGCACUACUAGACGGGCUACUAAAAAGAAAAAGUAAUAACUUUCUGAACAAGUCCCCAAAUCCAAAUCCGGCUCUUGUUCCUGCAUUGUUCAGAACUAGUCUGAGUAGCUACUGCGCAUCAGUCUUCUUGUACUUUCAUAAUCACAAACUUAAGGUUAAGGAUUCAAGCAUAUUUGCGAAUAAGCAUAUCUUGUCUAACUCUUUGUAUUUUUCCGUGAGACGUUCGCUUGGAGAAAUGAAGAUGUUUGCUGCUCGGAGUACUAGAGCGGAAAACGUUCGGAGGGAACAAGUAAAAAAAUCCUCUUGA